Molecule: messenger RNA, 1248 nt
Organism: Ilyonectria robusta
Lineage: Eukaryota; Fungi; Ascomycota; Sordariomycetes; Hypocreales; Nectriaceae
Product: glycoside hydrolase superfamily
Exons: 4
Coding region: 1-1248 (415 amino acids)
Biological process (GO): chitin catabolic process; carbohydrate metabolic process
Cellular component (GO): extracellular region
Molecular function (GO): chitin binding; chitinase activity
Source: RefSeq, a predicted model, not a curated record
AUGGUCGCCUCAAUCGAACCCCCCGUGGGCCUGGGGAGUCUAAUCAACUCAGCGGAUGAGACUAGCAUCUCCAAGACAGCAACUAGCUACGCCAACUCGGUCUACUUCACAAACUGGGGCAUCUAUGGGAGGAACUAUCAGCCUCAGGACCUCCCAGCCUCCCACAUCUCACACGUGUUGUAUUCCUUCAUGAAUGUGCGGGCGGAUGGAACUGUAUACACUGGUGACUCUUACGCCGACCUAGAGAAACACUAUCCAGGCGACUCUUGGGAUGAGCCUGGCAUCAACGCAUACGGUUGUGUCAAGCAACUUUACCUUCUCAAGAAGGCCCACCGCAAGCUUAAGGUUAUGCUCUCCAUCGGUGGCUGGACUUGGUCGGCCAACUUCCCAGCUGCUGCUAGCUCCGCUGCUACACGAGCUACAUUCGCCAAGUCAGCUGUUACUCUUAUGAAGGACUGGGGUUUUGAUGGCAUUGACGUUGACUGGGAAUACCCCGCGAAUGACACCGAGGCGUCCAAUAUGAUCCUUCUACUCCAGGCUGUCCGAAAUGAACUGGAUUCGUAUGCUAAACAGUACGCACCCGGGCACCACUUUCAGCUAUCAAUCGCCGCCCCAGCUGGCUCCGAGCACUAUGGAAAGCUCCAUAUGAAAGAACUUGGAGCCCUUCUUGACCGUAUCAACUUGAUGGCGUAUGACUAUGCAGGUUCCUGGAGCGCCUACUCGGGCCACAACGCCAACGUCUACAAAAGAACCGACAACCCUAAUUCGACUCCUUUCAACACCGAUGACGCUGUCAAGGCCUACAUCAACGGUGGCGUCCCCGCUAAGAAGAUCGUACUUGGUAUGCCCAUCUACGGCCGCUCGUUCCAGGGCACCUCGGGCAUUGGCCAGCCCUUUUCAGGAGUCGGGCCUGGAAGCUGGGAGAACGGAGUCUGGGACUACAAGGCUCUGCCAAAGAGUGGGGCUACGGUCUCUUACGACGAUGUAGCUAAGGGCUACUAUAGCUACGACACGAGCACGAAGGAGCUCAUCUCUUUCGACACUCCUGAUAUGAUCAAAAAGAAGGUAUCCUAUCUUAAGAGUCUUGGCCUCGGCGGCAGCAUGUUCUGGGAGGCCUCAGCAGACAAGAAGGGCUCGGACUCGCUCAUCGGCACCAGCCUUAAGUCUCUUGGGUCGUUAAAUUUCACGAAGAACUAUCUUCACUACCCCAAUUCUCAAUACCGCAAUAUUGCUGCGGGAAUGGCUUGA